UUACGCAUGAUAGCGGCACCCCCAUGGCGUUUGUGAGUCACAGUUGGCUAGUGUCAAGCGCAGUGGUUUUUUAAAAAAUUUAUCACCCAUUUUCGAAGUGUUGUAGCAGUGAUUCAACCCUAUUCGAGUCAAAAUGGCUUUAAAAGCGCAAGUUGGAAUAAAAAUCAUGAACGAAGUGGUCAAGCUAAAAGCUUUGAAGAAGAACGGUCCGGCAGGGGGGCACGGGCUCGAGUGGCGCGUUUUAGUCGUGGACCAACUUGCCAUGAGAAUGGUAUCGGCGUGCUGCAAAAUGCACGAUAUUUCAGCCGAGGGGAUCACACUUGUGGAAGAUAUACAGAAGAAAAGGGAACCUCUGGCUACUAUGGAAGCAGUCUACCUUAUAACCCCGUCAGAGAAGUCUGUGCAUUUUUUGAUCGCCGACUUUGAUGGGUCCAGGCCCAUGUAUAAAGCCGCACACGUAUUCUUCACAGAAGCAUGUCCAGAUACCCUAUUUAGCGAGUUGUGCAAGCAUCGGGUAGCCAAAUCUAUUAAAACUUUAAAAGAGAUUAACGUGGCUUUUAUUCCAUGCGAACAACAGGUGUUCUCUUUGGACUCCCCUGAAACGUUCCAAUGUAGCUACAGCCCGAGUUGGGCCCACGCCCGUAACGCCAACAUGGAACGAAUGGCUGAACAAAUCGCCACGUUGUGUGCCACCUUGGGCGAAUACCCAUCGGUCAGAUACAGAAGCGAUUGGGACCGAAACGUCGAGCUCGCGCAACUUAUUCAGCAAAAACUGGACGCUUAUAAAGCCGACGAGCCCACGAUGGGCGAAGGGCCCGAGAAAACGCGCUCCCAGCUCCUCAUCCUCGACCGCGGGUUCGACUGCGUCUCGCCGCUCCUCCACGAGUUGACAUUCCAGGCUAUGGCGUACGACUUGCUCGACAUCAACAACGACGUCUACAGAUACGACGCUUCGUCGGGCGAUGGGGCCAAGAAGGAGGUGCUUUUGGACGAGAACGACGAAUUGUGGGUGGAGUUGCGUCACCAGCAUAUCGCUAUUGUGUCGCAGAGCGUCACCAAGAACUUGAAGAAGUUCACGGACUCGAAGCGGAUGACGCAGAGCGAUAAGCAGUCGAUGAAGGAUUUGUCGCAGAUGAUUAAGAAGAUGCCGCAGUAUCAAAAGGAGUUGUCCAAGUAUGCGACGCACUUGCAUUUGGCGGAGGAUUGUAUGAAGGCGUACCAGGGUUAUGUGGAUAAGUUGUGUAAAGUGGAGCAGGACUUGGCCAUGGGCACCGACGCCGAAGGCGAGAAGAUCAAGGAUCACAUGAGGAACAUCGUCCCCAUCCUGCUCGACCCGAAAAUCACCAACGAGUUCGAUAAAAUGCGCAUUAUCGCACUGUACGCCAUGACGAAGAACGGCAUCACCGAGGAGAACCUGUCCAAGUUGGCGACGCAUGCGCAAAUCAAAGAAAAAGAGACCAUCGCGAACUUGCAGCUGCUGGGUGUGAACGUCAUCAGUGACGGGGGCAACCGCAAGAAACCGUACAGCGUCCCCCGUAAAGAGCGCAUCACCGAGCAGACCUACCAGAUGUCGCGGUGGACGCCGGUGAUCAAGGACAUCAUGGAGGACUGCAUCGAGGACAAGUUGGACCAGAAGCACUUCCCGUUCUUAGCGGGGCGCGCCCAAACCAGCGCUUAUCACGCUCCCACGAGUGCAAGGUACGGCCACUGGCACAAGGACAAGACCCAGCAGGCGGUGAAGAACGUGCCUCGGCUUUUGGUGUUCAUCGUCGGGGGGAUGUGCUUCUCGGAGAUCCGGUGUGCUUACGAGGUCACGAAUGCCGUGAAGAAUUGGGAGGUGAUCAUCGGGUCGUCGCAUAUAUUGACGCCUGAGAGUUUUCUGAGUCACUUGACGGGGUUGUCGGGCUAGAAUUCAGCUAAAAAAGUUACCUUUAAUAUACCUGAUGUCUGAUCGCUUCGUGUCGUGUCGAUGUUGUUUGGUUAAUUUUUUCCAUGAUUGUUAGCCUAGUGUAGAGUUUAUUAUAUUGUGCUUGUUAUGGUUACGUUAGGACGAUUGUGAGUAUUUGCACGUUAAAAUUUGAAUACAGUUGAAAUGUGAAGAAAUUUUAAAGUUCGUGGUGUGUUUAAAUAUCUAUUGUUGAUCUCAGAUCGAUUUUAAUAUCAUGCUUAGGACGAUCGUGAUUUGUAAGAAUAUCUCGAUGUAGUAGACACACUGGGUGUUUUUAGGUAAGUUGAAGUGAAGGCUGUACUAUAAUUAACUCAGACUAAACGGCUUAGUUAUAUCUCGCUUCCAAAACCGAAAGUGUACUAUCUUACUACUAUAAAGCAAUACGUUAUUUUAAUCAGGUACACUAGAGUAGAUUUGAAUUAAAAUUAGUGACAAUAUUCAACUUUAUGUAACGUAAGUUAGGUUAUCGCCAACUUCUUGUAUUACCACUAAAGAUCUAAUCAUGUCAAUUUAAAUAAACAUAGCAGUUUGAGCUA
Zophobas morio is the source of this 2484-nucleotide messenger RNA. RefSeq names its product protein ROP (gene Rop). The transcript is spliced from 9 exons. Gene Ontology annotation, biological process: neurotransmitter secretion; vesicle-mediated transport; intracellular protein transport. Gene Ontology annotation, molecular function: syntaxin binding. NCBI's taxonomy places the organism in Eukaryota, Metazoa, Arthropoda, Insecta, Coleoptera, Tenebrionidae. Bases 134 to 1909 code for a protein of 591 amino acids. The record is from RefSeq and is a predicted model, not a curated record. Gene Ontology annotation, cellular component: plasma membrane; secretory granule.